Amborella trichopoda is the source of this 2631-nucleotide messenger RNA. RefSeq names its product receptor like protein 4 (gene RLP4). Gene Ontology annotation, molecular function: protein binding. The record is from RefSeq and is a predicted model, not a curated record. NCBI's taxonomy places the organism in Eukaryota, Viridiplantae, Streptophyta, Magnoliopsida, Amborellales, Amborellaceae.
UCUCCGUAAAUCCAAACGCACCGUAAGGGAGCCCUCGCGCGAGUUGAUAGGGUUGACUAGGAGGUUUUUGACUGUUCGUUAACACUCUAUUUCGGUGUUUGUUAAAUGCAAAGGAAAGUGUGAAUAAGUGCUCUGCAUUUCUUCCGUGAAUCACGCGCCCACGCCACACCUCCUCUCUCUCUCUCUCUUUCUCUCUCUUUCAAUUUAGUUAAGACUCGUUAACUCAAAUUUCUACCACAAUUCCUGCCAUAAAUGGUGGUCUCCACCAGUCUUCUCACUCUAAUCUACUACCCAACAAGCUGAAGACUUUCCUCUGUGACUUUCUCUCUCCUUCAAGAGAACCCAGUUCUUAUUUUAGCUCUCUGACUUUAGCAGGCUCUCGGAUCUCCCAUAAUGUGUGAGCUACAUUUUCAGAGGAGAUAGCAAUCAACCAUGCUCAAGCUUGCACUUUUGUUGCUCCUCUUACUGUGCUUCAGCUUCAGUUGCUCGAAUGCGAAAAAUCAACCAUUCGCCAUCCGCAUAAGCUGUGGGGCCCGCCAGAAUGUUUAUACCAGCCCCACUAAUGCCCUCUGGCUCAAAGACUUUGGUUACACAGGAGGAAAACCAGCAAAUUCAUCUCCCAGUGCCAUUACACCCCCACUUCAUACACUUCGGUAUUUCCCUCUAUCUGAUGGCCCUGAGAAUUGUUAUACCAUCAAUAACAUACCAAAUGGACACUAUUCAGUGAGAAUCUUCUUUGGCCUCCUUUCCGAACCCAAUUUUGAGAAUGAGCCUCUCUUUGAUGUAUCUGUAGAAGGAACACUUGUUUAUUCUUUGAAAUCAGGUUGGACCACCGUUGAUGAACAAUCUUUUGCAGAAGCCAUACUAUUUAUUUCUGAUAAAUCUGUUUCUACGUGUUUCCAUAGCACUGGUCAUGGUGACCCAACUAUCCUUUCAAUUGAAAUUCUUCAAAUUGAUGAGAAUGCUUACAAUUUUGGCCAAGAGUGGGAUAAAAGAACCAUCCUAAGAACAUCCAAACGACUGAGUUGCGGUGCGGGAAAGCCAGCAUUUGAUGAAGAUUAUAUAGGUGAUCAAUGGGGUGGUGAUAGAUUUUGGAAGAACAUUGCAGUUUUCGAUAGCAUUUCUAAUAUUCGAAUAAGCACUGAAGAAGCCAUUGCUAAAGCUUCUGUUGCACCUAACUUUUAUCCCAAAAAGCUUUAUCAGUCAGCAAUUGUGAGCACUGACAACGAACCUGAUUUAUCUUAUAGUACAGAGGUGGAUCCUAAUAAGAACUACUCGAUCUGGCUACAUUUUGCGGAGAUUGACUAUAGAGAUGCAGGGGAAGGGAAGAGAGUAUUUGAUAUUUUAAUUAAUGGGGAUGUUGCUUUCAGAGAUGUUGAUGUUUACAAGAUUUCAGGGGGACUCUAUGCAGCUCUUGUUUUGAACAAGACUGUUGCUGUGAAUGGCAGGACUCUAACCAUAACCCUGCAUCCCACAAAAGGAAACAGUGCAAUUGUCAAUGCCAUCGAGAUAUUUGAGGUCAUUGCCAUGGAGUUCAAGAGUUCAGUGAUUGAAGUUCGAGCUCUACAAACUCUGAAAGGUGCACUGGGUCUACCUCUUCGUUUUGGUUGGAAUGGUGAUCCAUGUGUUCCUCAACAACACCCAUGGAGUGGAGUGGACUGCCAGUUUGAUGAGAGGAGCAGCUCAUGGGUCAUCGAUGGACUUGGUCUUGACAACCAAGGUUUGAAGGGUUUCUUGCCUGAUGACAUCGCCAAUCUGAAGCAUUUACAAAAUAUAAACUUAAGUGGGAACAGCAUUCAUGGGAGCAUACCUUAUUCAAUUGGAGCAAUAACUGAGUUGGAAAGCUUAGACCUCUCAUACAACAUGCUGAACGGUUCAAUUCCUGAAAGUUUAGGCCAGUUAACAAUGCUGCACACAUUGGAUCUUAAUGGGAAUCUAUUGUCUGGGAGAGUCCCUGCUGCACUUGGAGGCAGGCCUCUCCACAGAGCUAGCUUCAACUUUACUGGUAAUGCUGGGCUUUGUGGGAUACCAGGACUGCCUUCAUGUGGCCCUCACCUCUCUGCGGGUUCAAAGGCAGGAAUCGCAUUUGGGAUCAUUCUCAUUUUCUUACUCAUUGUUGUCUUCUCUAUUUGCAUGUGGAAGAGGAGGCAGAACAUUCUUCGAGCCCAGAAGCUUGCUGCUAGGGAUGCGCCUUAUGCAAAAGCAAGGACCCACUUUGUGCGGGAUGUGCAAAUGACCAGGACUUAUGGCAGCGACCAGGCACGGGUUGCUACAGAGAGUGGACCUCAUCUCCUCUCUUAGCCAAACAUGCUCUGUUUGGAUUCUCUCUCAGCUCUGCUCACAUUGUUUGCUAAUGGCUUAACCUUUCUGGUUCUUUAGGAGGUCCCAAUGUCUCCUUGGAGGGUGCAGAGUGGUGUAAAUCAAAAAUGUAAGAAAGGUAGUUAUGCUUUUAUUUGUUUUUGCAUAAUUAUCUGAAUUACCACCCAAUUUUGGCUAAAUUUGAUAAGACAAUUGGCAAAUUUGAGCCAAUUUUUUAACUGAAUUCCUGAAUUUCAACACUUCGAGUCAUGUUUCUUUCGACCAAUCUUCUGUUUGGUGCAAAUGGGAGUUCAGUUUCUUAAUCCAACCAAA